AUGCUGAGCGGCGUCCUCUUUCUGAGCGUCCUCACGGUCACCAGCCUGUCACCGUCCGAAACGGAGAGCCGCAAAACUUCAGCCUCCAAAGAAAUCUGCAAGACCCGCUGCACCUGCGAGGAGCGGGAGAACAUACUGAACAUCAACUGUGAGAAUAAAGGAUUUACCACCGUCAGCCAGUUCCAGGCGCCCCCAAAUAAAAUCUCUCAGCUUUUUCUCAACGGAAACUUCCUGUCACGGCUCAGCGCCAACGAGUUUGUCAAUUAUGGCAAUGUCACUUCACUGCAUCUUGGGAAUAAUGGCUUGCAGGAGAUCCGAACCGGCGCUUUUAACGGGCUGCGCUUCCUGAAGCGGCUCCACUUGAACAACAACAACCUGGAGGUGAUUAAAGAGGACACCUUUGCAGGACUGGAGAGUUUGGAGUAUUUACAGGCAGACUAUAAUUAUAUCAGCGCCAUAGAGCCGGGUGCUUUCAGUAAGCUCAAUAAGCUCAAAGUGUUGAUCCUCAAUGACAACCUGCUGUUGUCUUUACCUCCCAAUAUUUUCCGCUUUGUGCUCCUCACCCACUUGGAUUUACGUGGCAACCGGCUCAAAAUGCUGCCGUUUGCCGGGGUUUUAGAGCACAUAGGCGGCAUCAUGGAGAUCCAGCUGGAGGAGAACCCAUGGAACUGCACCUGCGAUCUGAUCCCCCUCAAAUCCUGGCUGGACACUAUUUCUGUCUUUGUGGGGGACAUAGUGUGUGAGACUCCGUUCAGGCUGCACGGGAAAGACAUCACUCAGCUCAUAAAGCAGGAUCUGUGCCCGCGCAGGAACGCUGGUGAGCGUGUUCACCACCCCUCCGACUCUCACUUUCAAGGGGCCCUGCCCCCGACCUACCACCCCGGCGCGCUCACCCCCACCCGUGCCCCGAAAGCUUCCCGUCCGCCAAAAAUGCGCUACAGGCCCACCCCUCGCAUCACUAAGGACAAACACGUCUUUGGGCCCAUAAUGGUGUACCAGACGCGCUCCCCUGUGCCCAUGUUGUGUCCCAGUGUGUGUGUGUGCACGUCACAAAACCCCGACAGUGGAUUGAACAUCAACUGCCAAGAACGGAAAUUGCAUAACAUCAGCGAGCUGAACCCCAAGCCCUCCUACCCAAAGAAGCUCCACCUGACUGGCAACUACUUGCAGGUGAUUUACAGAACUGAUCUCACAGAGUACAGCUCGCUGGAGCUGCUUCACUUAGGGAACAACAGGAUAGCAGUGAUUCAGGAAGGCGCAUUUGAGAAUCUAACAAACCUCAGGCGGCUCUAUCUGAAUGGGAAUUACAUUGAAUCGCUUUCUCAGUCUCUCUUCGCCGGCCUUCAGUCGCUCCAGUAUCUGUAUUUGGAAUAUAACAUCAUCAAAGACAUUUUACCACAAACAUUUAACGCUUUACAUAACCUGCAGCUGCUUUUCCUGAACAACAACCUGUUAAGGUCGCUGCCUGACAAUGUGUUCGGUGGCACGAUGCUGACGAGGCUCAACUUGCGGAAUAAUCAUUUCUCCUACCUGCCGGUUCGAGGGGUCCUGGACCAGCUCUCGGCAUUUAUCCAGAUUGACCUCCAGGAGAACCCCUGGGACUGCACCUGUGACAUCGUGGCGCUCAAAAACUGGAUGGAGUUGUCCAGCACCAGCGUAGUGGUCAACGAAAUCACUUGCGAUUCGCCGUCGAAACACGCAGGUCGCCUGCUGCGCUCGCUCCGCAACGAGGCCAUCUGCCCUGAGCCCAGUGAGGUGCCCCCCCCACAAAACGCCCCCCCUACAAAAGCUCCUACUUUGAUAAGCCCCAGCACUGAGGCUCCCACCCCUUCCUCAUCUUCUUCUUUCAGCUCAGUUAGCCCCACUGAAUCCCGAAUCCACACCCCUGAGUUACACCCUGAGGUCCCACUGUCAGUGCUGAUUCUCGGCCUCCUCGUUGUUUUCAUCCUCUCGGUCUGCUUCGGCGCAGGCCUCUUCGUUUUUGUUCUGAAGCGGCGCAAAGGAGUGGAACACGUCCCCACAGGCGCCAACAACUUAGAUCUCAACUCUUUCCAAGUGCAAUAUGGCUCCUACACUCCCGAACCGACCCAAGACAAAACGUCUGAAAGCCACGUUUAUAACUACAUCCCGCCGCCUGUGGGCUCCAUGUGCCAAAACCCUAUUUACAUGCAGAAGGAUGGCGAGCAGGUGGCGUAUUACCGCAACCUGAAGGAGCUCAGCUUUGGGCCCCUGGAUGCAAAGAAGGAUGAUGUCCUCACCCGCAGCCCAGGGGCCUACACCAUCAGCACAAUGGAUUUUAUGGAUAAAUCUCCAACAUCAUGCGGUUUGACCACCCCAGAGCCUCCGGAGAUGCUGUAUCAAAACUUAGGGGAGAGGCCCAACAAAGAGCUCCCCACAGCUGCAGGCAUCCCCCCUUUCCAUUACAACUUUUGCACUUUACCUAAGAGACCGUGUAUCGUGCCCCCUUACGAGGCCGCUACAGCCCGGCGGCAUGUCACCAACCAGGACAGGUUGAACAAAACCGUGCUGUACGGGACCCCCAGGAAAUACUACGGGGCCGAACACCCUUCCAAAAACAAUGAGCACCCACUUCUGCUCCCUGGGAAGCUAAAAACAGAACCAGACUACCUGGAGGUUCUGGAGAAACAGACUGCGAUGAGCCAACUGUAA
Molecule: messenger RNA, 2670 nt
Organism: Chelmon rostratus (copperband butterflyfish)
Lineage: Eukaryota; Metazoa; Chordata; Actinopteri; Chaetodontiformes; Chaetodontidae
Gene: slitrk2
Product: SLIT and NTRK-like family, member 2
Exons: 1
Coding region: 1-2670 (889 amino acids)
Biological process (GO): axonogenesis; regulation of presynapse assembly; positive regulation of synapse assembly
Cellular component (GO): glutamatergic synapse; membrane
Molecular function (GO): protein binding
Source: RefSeq, a predicted model, not a curated record